AUGGAGAAAUAUCAAAGAAUCAAAGAAAUUGGGCGUGGAUCAUAUGGGGUUGUCUAUAAAGCAUUGAAUACGGAGAAUGGCGAACUGGUUGCAGUCAAGAAGAUGAUCGGCAGAAAGUAUUAUUCGAGUAAAGAAUGCAUGAAUCUGAGAGAAGUCAAGUCGCUAUGCAAGAUGAGGAAUCAUCCUAACAUUGUCAAGCUCAAAGAAGUUAUCGUACAAAAGAACAUAUUGUUCUUGGUGUUUGAAUACAUGGAAUGCACUCUCUUCGAUCGUAUGAGAGACAGAACAAAUCCCUAUUCUGAAACCGAGAUCAGAAACUUGUGUUUCCAAAUCUUUCAAGGUCUUGCGUACAUGCAUGGCACGGGUGGCUACUUUCAUCGCGACCUUAAACCAGAAAACCUUCUUGUUUCCAAGGAUGUAAUCAAGAUUGCGGAUCUUGGUCAAGCUCGUGAGAUCAAUGGCGAACCUCCAUACACCCAUUAUGUUUCAACACGCAGGUAUCGUGCCCCUGAGGUUCUUCUCCAUGCAAUGGAACAUGAUUCUUCAGUUGAUAUGUGGGCAAUGGGUGCAAUCAUGGUUGAGUUAUUUACCCUCCGACCACUGUUUCAAGGUUCUUCUACAACAGACGUAAUACGCAAGAUUUGCAGCGUGAUCGGCAGCCCAACAGACGCCACAUGGAGUUUGUUCAAUUAUCGGUUUCCAGAGUUUCCGGGUGUGGAUCUUUCUUCAUUGUUACCAUCUGCAAGCCCAGAAGCAAUCAAUCUGAUUUCUACCCUCCUUUCAUGGAGUCCAUGCGCAAGGCCAACAGCCAAAGAGGCUCUUGAGCAUCCAUUCUUCUAUGGGUGUUCCCAUAUUCCACACCCCCAAUUCGAACGUGUUACUUUGUCUCCAAUGAUCAGAAACCGAGCGCUACCGGUUAGGGUUAGAUCCAGGAUUUAA
Cynara cardunculus var. scolymus (artichoke) is the source of this 939-nucleotide messenger RNA. Its product is annotated as cyclin-dependent kinase F-4-like. Lineage: Eukaryota; Viridiplantae; Streptophyta; Magnoliopsida; Asterales; Asteraceae. Gene Ontology annotation, biological process: protein phosphorylation; intracellular signal transduction. The record is from RefSeq and is a predicted model, not a curated record. Gene Ontology annotation, molecular function: ATP binding; protein serine/threonine kinase activity. The coding region runs from base 1 to 939 and encodes 312 amino acids. Gene Ontology annotation, cellular component: cytoplasm; nucleus. The transcript has a single exon.